Molecule: messenger RNA, 645 nt
Organism: Alternaria metachromatica
Lineage: Eukaryota; Fungi; Ascomycota; Dothideomycetes; Pleosporales; Pleosporaceae
Exons: 2
Coding region: 1-645 (214 amino acids)
Source: RefSeq, a predicted model, not a curated record
AUGGCCGACGGUGAAAAUCCCCUACUCAUCGACGAUAUCAGUCAGGCUGACCCGAACAAAUACCAUCCGUCCGAAGUUCUACUCUACAAGUGGUAUACCGCCAAGCAAAUAGCUAGCAGCCAAAACCGUUCAGCCCUCCGUGCGUCAGCUGCUAUGCGAGAGGCGCUGGGUGAGGUACCACCCCGAGUGCCGUGGCCUCUUCCAUUUCGUCGUCCGCGCGAGCAAUUAGAGAUUGGUGUCGAAGAGUGGAGAGAAUCAAGUCUGCGCAUCAUCGACCAGCGUAUCGCACUCUACGACCCAAAGUCCUCCGGAAAGCGUUCCCCACUUGCGACCCCUCCGGCCAAAUCGGAAAACCAGAAUGGCCUCCCCCAUCGCGCCUUGGGUAUCAAGGAGCUGCUUGAGCAGAUACUCCGAUACGCCACGCCAAGCGCACAGUACGCUGCAUGGAACGUUUCGAAAGGAUGGAGAGAUAUGGUGAGAUACAUCCUGCAAACUCAAUUCCGUAUUCCAUAUCCGUGCGGACCUGUCGAGUAUGGUGACGCUAUUCAGCCUGACCUGAACUGGUUGCAACCAUCCGACUCCGAGAUCGCAAGGUUUCAGGAAAUCGUGGAUCAACUACAAGCUGCCACAGUCGACAUUCGAUGA